Oncorhynchus masou masou (cherry salmon) is the source of this 5737-nucleotide messenger RNA. Its product is annotated as phosphatidylinositol-3-phosphatase SAC1-B-like. The transcript is spliced from 18 exons. Gene Ontology annotation, cellular component: endoplasmic reticulum. Gene Ontology annotation, biological process: phosphatidylinositol dephosphorylation. The record is from RefSeq and is a predicted model, not a curated record. Gene Ontology annotation, molecular function: phosphatidylinositol-4-phosphate phosphatase activity. Bases 25 to 1785 code for a protein of 586 amino acids. Lineage: Eukaryota; Metazoa; Chordata; Actinopteri; Salmoniformes; Salmonidae.
CGUCACUAGGUCAGACCUCUAAAGAUGGCGACCGCCUACGAGAAAUUCAACCUGCACACUACCCCAGAGAAGUUUUACAUUGAGGCUUGCGAUGACGGCUCCAAUGAUGCACUGUCCAUUGACAGGGUGUCCACAGAAAUGAUCCUCACCGUGAGGAAAGACAUUCCUCCCCAUGCGGUCACCAGGCCAAUAUGUGGGAUCAUGGGAACUAUCCGUCUGGUGGCAGGCACGUACCUCAUCGUUGUCACAAAGAAGAAAAAGGUGGGUGACCUGUUGGGCCAUGCUGUGUGGAAGGCUAUGGACUUUGACGUUAUCUCUUACAAGAAGACUGUGCUGCACCUGACAGACAACCAGAUGCAGGACAACAAAGCCUUCCUAUCCAUGAUCAACAGUGUUCUGCUCACAGACGGCUUCUACUUUGCUACAGACUAUGACCUGACCCACACUCUGCAGAGACUUGCCAACACAAGCCCUGAGUUCCAGGAGAUGAGCCUGCUGGAAAGGGCAGAUCAGCGGUUUGUGUGGAAUGGUCACCUGUUGAGAGAAUUCAUGCCACAGCCAGAGCUGCACAGGUUUGCUUUCCCAGUUGUCCACGGCUUCAUCAUUAUGAAGUCCUGCUGCAUCAAUGGGAAGAUCUUUGACUGGAACGUCAUCUCCAGACGGAGCUGCUUCAGGGCUGGAGUACGUUACUACGUCAGAGGCAUUGACUCAGAGGGUCAUGCAGCUAACUUUGUGGAGACAGAGCAGAUUGUCCAGUACAGCGGGGGCAAGGCCUCAUUCGUACAGACCCGAGGCUCCAUCCCCUUCUACUGGUCCCAAAGACCCAACCUCAAGUACAAACCAAAACCUCAGAUCAGCAAAACCAUUGACCAUCUGGAUGGCUUCCAAAGGCAUUUUGACUCGCAGAUCAUCAUUUAUGGAAAGCAAGUGAUUUUAAAUCUGAUUGACCAGAAAGGCUCAGAGAAGCAAUUGGAACAGGCCUUUGACAAAAUGGUGUCCAGCUUGGGCAACUGCAUGGUCAAGUACAUAGCGUUUGACUUCCACAAGGAAUGCAGUCGGAUGAGGUGGCAUCGCCUGCAGAUCUUAGUCGAUAUGGUGACAGAGAUGCAGGACGAGUAUGGGUACUUCCUGGUUGAUGUGGAUGGGAACGUUCUGGUGCAACAGGAAGGGAUGUUCCGCAGUAACUGCAUGGACUGUUUGGACCGUACCAACGUCAUCCAGAGUCUGCUGGCACGACGCUCACUGCAGUCACAGCUGGAGCGACUGGGAGUUCUCCACAUGGGCCAGAGGAUUGAAGAUCAGUCCGACUUCGAGAAGAUCUACAAAAAUGCGUGGGCAGACAAUGCCAAUGCGUGUGCCAAGCAGUAUGCUGGCACAGGGGCCUUGAAGACGGACUUCACAAGAACAGGGAAGAGGACACAAUGGGGGCUGGUGAUGGAUGGAUGGAACUCCAUGAUCAGAUACUACAAGAACAACUUCUCAGAUGGCUUCAGACAGGACUCUAUUGAUCUGUUCCUGGGUAACUAUUCCAUUGAUGAGGCAGACAUGACCACACCCCUGCAUGAGACCAAAGACUGGAAGUUCCUCACGUUGCCCAUUAUCAUGGUUGUGGCAUUCUCCAUGUGUAUCAUCUGCCUCCUCAUGGCUGGUGACACGUGGACGGAGACCCUGGCGUAUGUGCUGUUCUGGGGCACAGCUAGCUUCGUGACGGCCGGCGUCAUCCUCUUCAACGGUCGGGAGUUUGUAGACGCGCCCAAGCUGGUCCAGAAGGAGAAGAUGGACUGAAUGUGUGCGUGUGGAAAGCAGCUACGCCCCACAGACUUCUCCUCUUCCUCUUCAUCCCACUCUUCUUCAUCAUCGUACCCUCAGGAUAAGCGGGCCUGGAGCCUGUACUGAUUACUGAGCCAACGGCAUGAGGAAGAGGAGGAGGAGGGUGGGGUGAGAGAAAGGCCAGGUGUAUGAUGUAGGGCUGUGAAGCAUACAGGGACUCACUCUGCACUGGCCUGCUGCUGUCCACACCACUAGCACAUUGUUUGGGCUGGGGAAGAUCCCUAACCUUGUCCAUAGACUGACUGUAUAAGCUGAAAACUGUCUGAUUUUAUGAUACGAUACCCCACUACGGUAACAUUGUUACCCCGCUGCACGGAAUGCAUAUGGGCACUGCUGUUGUUGCCAUAGCAACCUUGCCAAGGGAACUUCUUAAAAAAAAUAUCUUGCUUUUUUUGUUGACUUGUCACCUAGCUACAUCAUGUCAUAUUUGCUCUGUUAGUUGCCAUAUUGUUUCAGUGUCAUUGCCCCUUAGUGGUCGAUCUGAAGGUAGUGUCUUAGUGUGAUAGCUGACCUAUUGGGUGCCAGUGGCUGUCUGUCGGCCCAGCCCAAGCCAUGAUCCCAAAAUUAGGUCACCAAUAGUCAUGGAGAGAAUGUGCUAGCUGGUCAAUUAUUGGUGAGGGAAUGUUCUAGCUGGCCAAUAGGCAGGAAGAGAACGUGCUAGCUGGCCAGUGGUUGUUGAGAGAAUGUUCUAGCUAGCCAAUAGUUGGGGAGAGAAUGGGCUGAACUGUUUCAAUAGGGAACUUUAGUUAUGGUGUCCCAUCACCAUUAAUGCCAUAACUGCCCAUACUAUUCUCGCUCACUGCACUUCUGAGUGCACAGAAACUAAGCGUUUCACAUGAGGAUUGCUCUGAGAUGUGACGAGAGGGAUGUUUGUCUGUGUGGUAUGUCUGGCCGUCAAGUCUUCCCAGGUAUGGAAAGCUUCGUGAAACAGCUGGAAAGACAAAUCCUCAUUAGUUUCUAACAACCAAAAGGUGUGAGAGAGCAUCAAACUAUAUACUAUAGUGAGUAGGAUCUGUCUUUGACCAGUAGACUGAGGCCCAAACCUAGGCUAAUAAUGAAGCAUGGAUUUAAUGGCCCAAUGCAGCCAUUUCUAUCUCAAUAUCAAGUCAUUUCUGGCUAACAAUUAAGUAACUUACUGUUGUUGUUUUCAAUUAAAAUGGUUGUCUAGGAUUGUCUGGGAAUGGUUUUGGGGGAGGGGGAAACUGAACUAGCUGUUAUUGGCAGAGAUGUUUGGAAAUCUUUGUUAUUCAUCUUUUAACUAAUUUUUACCGUCUGGUGAUGUCAUCCCACCAAAACAGCCUGAAAUUUCAGGCGGUCUUUUCAAAUACUAAGAGCAUUAUAAUUUUCACAGUAUUAUUUCCAACCUGGAAAUGUACACUGCUCAAAAAAAUAAAGGGAACACUAAAAUAACACAUCCUAGAUCUGAAUGAAUGAAAUAUUCUCAUUCGAUACUUUUUUCUUUACAUAAUUGAAUGUGCUGACAACAAAAUCACACAAAUCAAUCAAUGGAAAUCAAAUUUAUCAACCCAUGGAGGUCUGGAUUUGGAGUGACACUCAAAAUUAAAGUGGAAAACCACACUACAGGCUGAUCCAACUUUGAUGUAAUGUCCUUAAAACAAGCCAAAAUGAGGCUCAGUAGUGUGUGUGGCCUCCACGUGCCUGUAUGACCUCCCUACAACGCCUGGGCAUGCUCCUGGUGAGGUGGUGGAUGGUCUCCCAGACCUGGACUAAAGCAUCUGCCAAUUCCUGGACAAUCUGGUGCGACGUGGCGUUGGUGGAUGGAUUGAGACAUGAUGUCCCAGAUGUGCUCAAUUGGAUUCAGGUCUGGGGAACGGGCGGGCCAGUCCAUAGAAUCAAUGCCUUCCUAUUGCAGGAACUGCUGACACACUCCAGCCACAUGAGGUCUAGCAUUGUCUUGCAUUAGGAGGAACCCAGGUCCAACAGAACCAGAAUAUGGUCUCACAAGUGGUCUAAGGAUCUCAUCUCGGUACCUAAUGGCAGUCAGGCUACCUCUGGCGAGCACAUGGAGGGCUGUGCGGCCCCCCAAAGAAAUGCCACUCCACACCAUGACUGACCCACCGCCAAACCGGUCAUGCUGGAGGAUGUUGCAGGCAGCAGAACGUUCUCCACGGCGUCUCCAGACUCUGUCACGUGCUCAGGGCCCUCAUACAACCCUCAUGGAGUCUGUUUCUGACUGUUUGAGCAGGCACAUGCACAUUUGUGGCCUGCUGGAGGCCAUUUUGCAGGGCUCUGGCAGUGCUCCUCCUUGUACAAAGGCGGAAGUAGCGGUCCUGCUGCUGGGUUGUUGCCCUCCUACGGCCUCCUUCACGUCUCCUGAUGUACUGGCCUGUCUCCUGGUAGCACCUCCAUGCUCUGGACACUACGCUGACAGACACAGCAAACCUUGCCACAGCUCGCAUUGAUGUGCCAUCCUGGAUGAGCUGCACUACCUGAGCCACUUGUGUGGGUUGUAGACUCUGUCUCAUGCUACCACUAGAGUGAAAGCACCGCCAGCAUUCAAGUGACCACAACAUCAGCCAGGAAGCAUAGGAACUGAGAAGAACCACUCCUUUAUUGGGGGUGUCUUGCUAAUUGCCUAUAAUUUCCACCUGUUGUCUAUUCCAUUUGCACAACAGCAUGUGAAAUUUAUUGUGAAUCAAUGUUGCUUCCUCAGUGGACAGUUUGAUUUCACAGAAGUGUGAUUGACUUGGAGUUACAUUGUGUUGUUUAAGUAUUCCCCUUUUUUUUGAGCAGUGUAUAUAAAACACGGGAAAAUCUAGUUUUUGAUUGAACUGGGCAUUUUGAACAAAGUCUCAUGGGUCAUUGGCGAUUUGAAAUGCCACGUGUCCUCUAUGACGAUUUCUAAGUGCUUUAGUGUGUCUCUGGAUGGGAAUGUGAACUGUUGCUCUCUCUUACACAAUCUUUCUCUAUAUUAUUUAUCCUUUGAUUAUUGGCUGUUCUGUAGCACUAGCCCCAAGUCAAAUUCUGAUUCUUUAUAAGAGAUGGGGUGUUUAGUAGCAGGAUUGGGUCCAAUUCCAUUUGAAUUCAGUCAAUUCAGGAAUUAAGUUCCAAUUCACAACAUUCUCAUUGAAAAGCAUUGAGGUCAUGUUUAAUUGGAAUGAGAAUGUCAGUUUACCUCCUGAAUUGAAAUGAAAUUGAGCCCAACCCUGGUGUAUAGUGUACAUAAUCAUUACAGGAUCACACUUACCUUACCUGCUGAUCUGAGAAUGUUAAGAAAAAAGUAUGUAAUGUUUUUAAUAUUAAAUUGAUUAUAUUGCCGCUUAUGUGUCUUUCCACUUCAACUGUAGUGGUGCAAAAUGACAAUGAGAGUAUGUAUGUCCUAUAACUUUAAAUGUAGUGGUCCAAUAAUACAUUGGUGUAUGGUUACUAUGAUAAAGCAUAACCCAAGGUACACAUCGGCUACCAUGCCAAUGGACAACAGUGCAUUAUCAGCUAUAAGCCUAUCAAAUUCAAGAAUCAGCCAGCAUAGUGUCUCUUGCUGAUCUGUGUUUUUAAACAGAUGAUUUAGGUGCCAUGUAAGCCUAGAUACAAUUUAAUGUAAUGACAAAGCAUUGUAUGCUUGUAAGAAUGAUGCGCAAAAUGAUCAAUACAAAUGACUGUGAUAUUUAAGCUGAGUCGUGUUUGAGUGGUUUUACACAUCUUUUUGGUUUGACUGCUUUACCAAUGAAAAUGGGUUGCUACUGUUGACUCAAGGCAGUAUGAAGAAAACAAGCUGGACCACAGUUGUAAUUGUUUUAUAGGCCUAUAUUAUUGUCACAUGUUUUUGUUUCAGAGGAUUUAUUUUGGGGCAGUUAUUUUCCAGGAUAUUCAUUUGUUAUCAUUGUGUUUUUUUGUCACUUAAAACAUUGUUGUGUUCAAGAAUUGUGUAAUAAAUGUAUCAUCAGUC